Molecule: messenger RNA, 2245 nt
Organism: Abrus precatorius (Indian licorice)
Lineage: Eukaryota; Viridiplantae; Streptophyta; Magnoliopsida; Fabales; Fabaceae
Product: nuclear pore complex protein NUP50A-like
Exons: 2
Coding region: 485-1837 (450 amino acids)
Biological process (GO): intracellular transport
Cellular component (GO): cytoplasm; nuclear pore
Molecular function (GO): GTPase activator activity
Source: RefSeq, a predicted model, not a curated record
AAGAAUUUACCGGACACAUUUUUCGGGGGAAAAAAGAAAAAGAAAAAGGAGAUGCUGAUGCAGAUGCUUGAGGUGGCUGUGUGAGUCGUGACCAAACAAAUUGGUGUCGCUUCGUUCAUCGUGUUAGGGUUUGCACCUUCACACUCUCACCCUCCUCGGAGCUACAAAUUAUCCCUUUUUCUGUCAACAGAUUAUUCCAAAUUCUCUUGUGCUAUCGUUUCGGCAACUCGCGAAAUCGAUUGCUAGGUUUUGUUCUUUCGGUUCCUUGAUUUCUGGUCUUGGCUUUGUGAGGUUGAUGGCACGUCUUUUUUUCUGAGCCAAUGCUUAACAUCUUCUGAGGCUUUUCAGAAUGUGUGUGUAUAUUCCUGAAUCAUAGAAGUAUGGUGUUAUUCAUAUAGCUUGGGAUACUCAUAUUUCGUGAUUGCAGCUCUUCCUGUACCGUAACUUGGGAAAUAGAAGUUUGAUAUUUUGGUGUCUUUCUUCAAUGGGAGAUGCUGAGAAUUCCCUUCCAUCAUCAAAGAAAAGAGCUGCUGGAAGGGAGCUCACUCGAGAUACUCCUCUGGAUGAUGAGGAAGAUAGCCCUGAGCUUGAUGCUGGAACUUUCAAGAGGGCCAGUGAUGAGGUUCUGGCAAGCAGAAGAAUAGUCAAAGUUCGUCGCCAGCACACCAAUUCUGCCCCUGCUUCAAAUCCAUUUGCUGGAAUACGCUUGGUUGCUCCUACUGAAUCCAAUGCUAAUCCUGGUGAAGUUACUGCUGAAACCCAAGAAGCUGGUGAGAAUACUGUUGCAGAUUAUUCAAAAGGUAGUGACAGUAUAACCAAAGAGUCUGAGAAAGCGAAAGAUGAAGAAGGUAAGCAGUCAGAGACAGAGAGCAAAACCCAUGAAGUGGAGGAUAAAUGUGCUGGAAAUAAGGAUGCUGCAGAAGGAAUCAAUGCAGAUAAGGAGAAUAAUGGUGACAAAUCUGAGGUAGAUGUUGAACAAAGGAAGGAUGGCAAUAAAAGUGAAAAUGAUGACAAGAAGGAUGCUGCUGAUAAGGAGACUGCCAAUGAGGUUGAUAAAGAACAAAUUAAGGAUGAAAAUACUGAGAACUAUGAUAAGAAUAACAAUGGUGAAAACAAGGAUAAGAAAGAUGACAAAGUUGAAAGUGAAGAGCCUAGUGCCGAAGGCGGUACCUUGAAGUCAUUUCAACAACUCUCGCAAAGUCAAAAUGCCUUCACAGGUCUUGCUGGAACUGGAUUUUCUUCUUCCUUGUUUUCCUUUGGGUCUAUGUCAAAUGAUGGGUCUGCUUUGGGCAGCGGGUCUGGUUCUAUUUUUGGGAUGAAAAAUGACAAGCCUCUUGGUCUAGGCUUAUCCAACAAUGGAAGUUCUGGUUUUGGGGCUGCUGUUUCCAAGAGUGAUGGAAGUGGUUUCUCAACUCUGCAAGAAGUUGUCAUUGAAACUGGUGAAGAAAAUGAGAAAGUGGUUUUUAAUGCAGAUUCAGUAUUGUUUGAAUUUGUGGAUGGGAGUUGGAAGGAACGAGGCAAGGGAGAAGUGAAGGUGAAUGUAACUAGUGGAACAGAAAAAGCCCGACUACUUAUGAGGUCUAGGGGAAAUUACAGGUUGAUUUUAAAUGCUCGUCUAUACCCUGAUAUGAAGCUCACAAAUAUGGACAAGAAAGGUGUUACUUUUGCUUGCAUCAAUAGUGCCACCGAAGGGAAGGAUGGUCUUUCAACAUUUGCUUUGAAGUUCAAAGACGGGUCCAUAGUGGAGGAGUUUAAAGCUGCUAUCACGGCACACAAGGGUGAGACAUCCACAGUUCUCAAGAUUGCAGAAAAUUGUCCCGAGGCUUCUGAUGUUUGAGAUAUAUGUCACUCACUGGAUACUCAAUUUUCUCACAAACUCCCUCCCCUUAGUUGUUAUUUUACGAAUAGAUACGGUUCAGAAUGUAUUUUCAUGGCGCCUUAGUAUGACAAAAUUUUAUCAUAUUUGAGACUAGUUGUACUUUAAUUUGAGUCAAACCUCCAUGUUAUAGAGGGAUAUGAUUUUGGAUAAAUCUUGAAUUUAGAAUAAGUAGCACGUUAACAGUCGAACGUUCAAUACGACUACUGCAUUUACAAUUGCUGGAAAGAGUGCAUGACUAUUUUUUCUCUAAGCACUUUUUCUUUGUUACGACGAACUAGGAGACAAACAGAGUCAUCGCUUUUCACGGCAUGUUGGUUUUCCAUUUUGUUACCACUAACAUGGUCUCAGUGCUAUACACAGUUAUGU